AUGGCACUGGACUCCAAGGCGUCCUUUCAGCUGAGAGCCAAAGAAAUUGGUAUAUCGGAGGAGCACAUCACGGCCUUGGAUGGUCAUGGUAAAAGUACUUUUGCUGCAUACGCGUAUUGCACAACAUUCCAGCCAGGGCAGGCGGAUGACCGGCCAUUGCUGACGUUUGUGGAACAGGUCAUUGGUGUCGCCCCUACCGCCGGGGAAGCAGCCGCAUUUCGCCGGCUGUUUUUCGAGUCGCACGCGUUGAGCAUUCAGGAUCUCAAGUCGAGGUUGGAGCGAUCCGAGAGCUCAGAAGCUCGGACAGUCCCACUUCCGGAAAAGAUGGAACGCAUAAAACAGCUGAAAACCCGUCUCACUGGAGUUUCUUUCACGCCGCAAGUGGAGCCUUCACAUGCGUUGAUCGACAAAGCGUGCCAGCAGUUUGAUGAUGGAUGCGUGUCCUACAUACCCCUGCACAAGUGCACCAGCAGGCAGGACGAGACGCUCCAUAGCAAACAAGUUGAUGGCCUUCACAUGCAGUCAGAUGGUACAGUCAGAUUGUCCAAGAGGUCCAGGACGGACGACGUUAGCCUUCAUGGUGAGCACAACAUCAGACAAGCGUUCGCUAGAAGGUCCACUUUGGAUCGUUGGACACAACGCCUCAUGGAAAAGAUGAACGAACCGGCACUGCCAGGUUACAAGCCAAUAUCCUUUGACCAGGUGCUCAACGCGGAUAGGGCCUUAUGGGUCAAAGUGGCAGAUGCGACACGGUCUAACCUGGUUGGAGACCCGCUUGCGACCAAGCCCUUUGAUGCAGCUUUUGAGCGGCUGUCAGAUCACCCGGAGAUUUUGUGCUACAUUGCCCCGAUGCCUGGAUCCUUUCAGAGGCCACAGCACGACAGCUCCACCAGCGACUGCGAUAAAUCACAUGCGCAUGCAAGCUGGCAGCCUUACAUGUCCGAGGAGGGGAUUAUUUUUCCCACGAAGGAGGAAGCUGCCUACCCUGACACACUCUGUACCAGGGCCGCGGAGUGUGUGGCCUUAAAGGCCCAGCAGCGGAAGCUCAAUUUGGACGUGCCCGUGAAGCUUAAACAAUUGCUACGCUGGAGCCUGGGCGAGCAGAAUUUUCGCCAUCGGCCGCUCGUGCCAGAGUUUUCUUCUUUUCUGCACUCCACUGAACAGCUGUUUCGCGAUGAUUUGCGAUUGCUGGCUUCACCUCACAACAGGGGGCCUCAACUUGAAGCCAACAUGGAGGCGCCAGGCCAACCUGCUGGCUCCAUCGAAACUACCGAAUUUGAUCAGCCUUGCAAAAGGACACGCGCUACGUACAAGUAUGGCGUAUGGCACAACCCAGAUUUUUUUUUUGUGGAAAAGGCCGAGAACGUCGAGCACCCUGCAAAUUCUAAGUCCAUGCUGAAUGAGGCGACGAUUGAAGCCAUCUCAACAGAAGUCACCAUGGACCCCGUCGAGUUGGCCAAACUUAGGCUAAGGGCCAUCCUCAGGAUCAGGGAGCUUGAAAAGGACUUUCGACUGCGGGAGCAUGAGCUAAAGUCGACCAUGGAGCUGGAGGUCCUGGACAAGUCCAUCAUGGCCCUACUGGACAUCCUGGGUCGGGAGUUUGCAGCCAAUGGAGACAAAGCUAUGCCUUUCUGCGAAUGUUUCGACGCGCUCGGAGCCAGAUACGUCCUCACCCGCAUUGGACAGGGAACUCUGGAGUUGGGCAACAAAGCAGGCAGAGUCGAGAAGCUGUGCUCUUUGCUUGAUAUCGUUGCCUCGGAGCGGAAACUGUCGAACCACCAGGCCUCAGAGUUGCAGGGGCUCCUAAACUUCGCCUCGGGCUUCUACCUCACCAAGGUCUUACACGAGGUCUAA
Effrenium voratum is the source of this 1854-nucleotide messenger RNA. The record is from the annotation of a GenBank genome assembly. NCBI's taxonomy places the organism in Eukaryota, Dinophyceae, Suessiales, Symbiodiniaceae.